Messenger RNA from Copidosoma floridanum, 1568 nucleotides. It is a transcript of the gene mmy, whose product is annotated as UDP-N-acetylglucosamine pyrophosphorylase mmy. Gene Ontology annotation, molecular function: UDP-N-acetylglucosamine diphosphorylase activity. Gene Ontology annotation, biological process: UDP-N-acetylglucosamine biosynthetic process. The record is from RefSeq and is a predicted model, not a curated record. NCBI's taxonomy places the organism in Eukaryota, Metazoa, Arthropoda, Insecta, Hymenoptera, Encyrtidae.
UUUUUAAAAUGGAGCAAAUGUCAUUUAAAAAAUUAAAAUCUUUACUGGAGGAGCAUGGCCAACAGCAUCUCCUCAAUUUUUGGAGUGAAAUAUCAGAAGAUGAAAAAAAAGUUUUAGUAAAAGACAUAGCUAAUUUAAAUUUAUCUCAAGUGAUUGCUUGCUUUGAAGAAGCAAUGUCCAUCCACCAGAAUAAAGAAAAAUUACCAGAUGAUAAAAUUAAACCUGUACCUCCAAAUGUGAUGGAAUCAAUUUCCAAUUUGACAUCAGAUAAAAUAUCAUUUUACGAGAAUCUGGGAUUAAGAGAAAUAGCUAAUGGUAAUGUGGCAGUAAUAAUCUUAGCAGGUGGUCAAGGAACUCGUCUUGGUGUUAAUUACCCCAAAGGGAUGUACAACAUCAAUUUACCAUCAAACCGAUCACUUUUUCAUAUCCAGGUCUUGCGAAUAAGACGCCUACAUGACAUGGCCAGAGAAAAAUUUGGAGAAUGUAAGGAUUUAACUUUGUACAUAAUGACAAGUGAUGCCACUCAUGAAUCGACUUUAAGGUAUUUUGAGAAAAAUGAUCACUUUGGCAUUGACAAGAGUAAGAUUGUUAUAUUCAAGCAAAAUACUUUUCCCUGUUUCACAUUUGAUGGAAAAAUAAUUCUUGAUGAGAAAUAUAAAAUAUCUAGAGCUCCUGAUGGCAAUGGUGGUUUGUAUGAAGCUUUAAAAGACAAAGGAAUGUUAAAAGACAUGGAUGAACGUGGCAUACAGAGCAUACAUGUGUUUUCUGUAGAUAACGUCCUAGUAAAAGUAGCAGACCCGGUAUUUUUAGGAUAUUGUAUUGCACGUUCUGCUGAUUGCGGAGUUAAGGUGGUAGAUAAACGCUCAUCCAAUGAAGCUGUUGGAGUUGUGUGCCAGGUAGAUGGAUUAUUCAAGGUUGUAGAAUACAGCGAAAUAUCAAAUGCUACAGCAGAACUCGAAGAUGAAAAUGGUUUGGUAUUUAAUGCCGGCAACAUAUGUAACCAUUACUUCACGGCGACGUUUUUAAAUGAAAUUUCAGAAAAACAUAACAACAAGGUAGAUUUGCACAUAGCAAAAAAAAAAAUACCGUUUGUAAAUGAAAAUGGCACAAAGUGUCAGCCAAGCGUUGCAAACGGCGUUAAAAUUGAGAAGUUUGUAUUUGAUGUCUUUAAAUAUUCACAAAAUUUUGUGGUAUGGAAAGUUUUGAGGGAAAACGAGUUCAGUCCAUUGAAAAAUUCUGACUUGGACGAAAUAGAUUGUCCUCUUACAGCGAAAAGAGACAUUUUAAAUCUUCAUGAAAAAUGGCUGGUAGACGCAGGUGCUACCAACGUUGACGGUGACGUUGAAAUUUGUCCAUUAUUGUCGUACAGUGGAGAAAAUUUGGCACACAUAGCAAAAGACAAUUGUUUCAAGGGACCCUUGUGUUUAAUGUAAAUACACGCAAUAAUUUCUUACCGAUAUUUGUUUAAUAAGCGGAGAAAAAUUAUCACAUAAAGUGAAUGAAAAAUACUCUUAGGUAGACUGAAAAUUAAAAAAAAAAAAUGUCACCAUAGCCAUAUUGUACUGAUA